AUGGUGUCUGAAGGGGCUUUGCCCGUAGUAUGGUGUAUACGCGAUAAUCAACUUGUGCCUCACCAAGUAUCCGGUGUUAAGUUACAAGGAGCUGUAACAGGAGCACAUAUAGCCGCUGUUACAGAUUUUUUGCGUAUGGUGGCAGGGACUCCAAUUGUUCUUCCGCAUACGGCGGUUCCUGAAGACGUUGAUAAUGACAUUAAUCAAGAAAAAGAAAAUUCAACUCGAAGACGAAAAAUGUCUAUGCAGGUUGAAGUGCCUUGUGUUUUCCUCACUGAAAGCGCUUUACAAAAAGCUAAGAGCCGCAGUAAUUCUAGAGAAGAAAAGGUAACGAUUGAAAGAUGUAAUAUUACCACAACUAAAAUGUUGGAUAGUAGUUCAUCCUCUUUCCUAAGUUCAUCUGAUAUUUUAGAAAUGAAAGAAAUUGAAGAUAGUCAUUCAGAAAUUAUGAAAGAUAAUUUUAAAUCAAAUAUUUCUGAAUCAUCAAUUUCAUUAACUGAAAAUAACUAUCCUCAAAGAAUAACGAGGAUUAUUGAAUUAGAUGAUUUAAAUCCGACUACUAUAAAUGUAGAGCCGGAAAGAGAUCAUCCACAAAGGAUAACUCGAAUUAUUGAAUUUCAAAAUGACAAGUCGCCAUCACCAGUUUGUACCGAUGGUGAAAAUGAAACAUUGCAAAGGAUUACACGAAUAAUAGAAUUGAAUGAAGAUAAUUCAUUUUCUACCAUUACAAAUAGUACAGAGUCCCUUGACAAAGAAUGUCCUCAAAGAUUAAGUAGAAUAAUGGAAGUUGAAAAAGAAAACAACUUUCCGAGUAUGACUAAAAUAAUUGAAAUGGAAAACGACAUAUCAAAUGAACGACGAAUUUCCCUGACGAAUGAACGUGAAACUGGAGGCGGAAAUGUUGAAAAUUGCAGUGAGGAAGUGACUGUUAGGACUAAGUUUGUGCAUCGAAGUACUCCUAGGUUUAGUCUUGACUCUUCGUGCUCCGAAAACUCUUACGUUAAUAUUGAGUGUUUAAAGAGUUUGCAGGAUGUUAGAAAAGAGGAAAACAAUGAAAGCGGAUUGAAUCCUGAGAUAUCACCCGCUGGCAGAUCUAUUCGUUCUCGGUUUCCGAGGAAAAAAACGUCUGUAUGUUCGAUUGGCUCUUCGGACUGCGACGACGAGGUAGACGUAAUUUUCAAAUCCAAGCCUAAAUCUAGUCAAUGGGUCAGUUUGGAUUGGAUACCACCGCCUCCCAAAGAAGAGCCAGUGAUAAUGCAAGUCUGUGAUAAAAAUGAUUUCAUUACGAAAUGGAUAGCAGAGCAAAAUUCGCAGGACUCAAUCAUUAUUGCUGACGAGAGACGAAAGAGUCUUCCGCCGAAAUCAAAUGAAAUAUAUCUUCAAAAUAUGAGAAGAUUUAGUGACAGUUUACAAAUAUGUAAAGAAGACGCUGCCAGUGAUUCUCCAGCUACAGUGAAAUGGAAGUGGCAUGAUAUAGUUAAACGUCACCUUCAGUUAUUGAAAAGCGAGAAAGGUUUUAGGCGGCAAAAAGGUAGCUGGAUGAGGACGGCGAGACGUCUUUCUGGAACAAAUGUCAACCACAAAGACCUGGAGUCUUUGCCAUUGGAUACGUAUAUGAAACUUCAGACUAUGCCAUGGUACUUCCGCAAAAUAAAACGAAUCGAAGCGGAGAAGAAAUUGCUCCUCCCCGAGAACGAACAUGGUGCUUUCCUCAUCAGGGACUCGGAAAGCCGCCAUAAUGACUUCUCACUAUCAGUGCGAGACGGAGAUACGGUGAAGCAUUACCGCAUCAGGCAGUUGGACGAGGGCGGUUUCUUCAUCGCGAGGCGCACUACCUUCCGUACGCUGCAGGAACUUGUGGAGCAUUACAGCAAGGACGCUGACGGCCUCUGUGUAUCACUCAACAAGCCCUGCGUACAGAUUGAGAAACCUGUGACGGAAGGUCUCUCGCACCGAACGCGCGAUCAAUGGGAAAUCGACCGUUCAUCGCUCAAGUUCGUGAGGAAACUAGGGCACGGUCAGUUUGGUGAAGUAUGGGAAGGUCUAUGGAACAACACCACUCCAGUGGCCGUGAAGACCUUGAAGUCCGGUACUAUGGAUCCCAAAGACUUCCUCGCAGAAGCUCAGAUCAUGAAGAAACUGAGACACAACAAACUCAUUCAACUAUACGCUGUCUGUACACUCGAGGAACCUAUCUAUAUUAUCACUGAACUUAUGAAGAAUGGAUCCCUUUUGGACUAUCUACAAGGCAAAGGUCGUUGUCUGAAGCUGCAGCAGCUUAUCGACAUGGCUGCGCAGAUCGCCGCCGGCAUGGCGUAUCUCGAAUCACAGAAUUACAUACAUCGCGAUUUAGCCGCGAGGAACGUGCUGGUUGCCGACGCUAAUAUCGUGAAAAUCGCCGAUUUUGGUCUCGCGAGGCUUAUCAAAGAAGAUGAGUACGAGGCCCGUGUAGGCGCUCGGUUCCCCAUAAAAUGGACGGCGCCCGAGGCAGCCAACUACAGUAAAUUCUCCAUUAAAUCCGAUGUCUGGUCGUUCGGCAUCCUCUUGACUGAACUCGUCACUUACGGCCGAAUACCUUAUCCAGGUAUGACAAACGCUGAAGUUUUACAUCAAGUCGAGCACGGUUACCGUAUGCCGUGUCCUCAGAAUUGUCCUGCAGCCCUUUACGAGAUCAUGUUGGAGUGCUGGCAUAAAGAUCCUCUGAAGCGACCCACCUUCGAGACUCUGCAAUGGAAGCUCGAGGACUUCUUCACCAUGGACAACUCCGAGUACAAGGAGGCAUCCGCCUACUGA
Molecule: messenger RNA, 2793 nt
Organism: Spodoptera littoralis (African cotton leafworm)
Lineage: Eukaryota; Metazoa; Arthropoda; Insecta; Lepidoptera; Noctuidae
Source: the annotation of a GenBank genome assembly